AUGCCCUCUCGAACAGAUACAAAAGAUGCUGCUGCCGAGACUCCAAACAGCAAUGGAGGAGAUCUUCCAGCAGGAGCUGCUCAUUAUUUUGGGUAUGAGCAACAGAAUGCGUUUUGCGGGAUCUUUCUGUGCACCAAGUGGAUGCCCCUCCCCCUUUCCCGAUAUUACAACUUUACUGGUUCCUUCAGCAUCGCUAGAUCAGAUCCUGGAUCCCAGUCGGAGCUGAUCCCGGUCAGAGAUCGGGUCCUGGAUCCCGGUCAGAGAUCGGGUCCUGGAUCCCAGUCGGAGCUGAUCCCGGUCAGAGAUCGGGUCCUGGAUCCCGGUCAGAGAUCGGGUCCUGGAUCCCAGUCGGAGCUGAUCCCGGUCAGAGAUCGGGUCCUGGAUCCCGGUCAGAGAUCGGGUCCUGGAUCCCAGUCGAAGCUGAUCCCGGUCAGAGAUCGGGUCCUGGAUCCCUGUCAGAGAUCGGGUCCUGGAUCCCAGUCGGAGCUGAUCCUGGUCAGAGCUGAUCCCGGCCGGUGCUCGGUGAUUGUCCCAGACCCAGUGGUGGAGGCGAGAGAUUUUCUUUCAAUCCCUCCCUGUGUCUUUCCUGCUGUUCUGUUCUCUUUCGUUAUCGCGAACAUUAUCAUCUCUUUUUGUGUUUCUCUCUUUCAGCUUUUCAGGGAAGUGCGGAUAAUGAAGUGUUUGAACCACCCGAAUAUUGUGAAGUUAUUCGAGGUGAUAGAGACAGAGAAAACCCUCUACUUGAUCAUGGAGUACGCAAGCGGAGGUGAAGUGUUUGACUACCUCGUGUCACAUGGGCGGAUGAAGGAGAAGGAAGCCAGAGCCAAGUUCCGCCAGAUUGUCUCUGCUGUACAGUACUGUCACCAGAGGAACAUUGUCCACCGGGAUCUAAAGGAGCUGAGGGAGCGAGUGUUGAGGGGGAAAUAUCGAGUGCCCUUCUACAUGUCCACGGACUGUGAAAACAUCCUGAAACGCUUCCUUGUCCUCAACCCAGCCAAGCGAGGAACCCUGGAGCAAAUCAUGAAGGACAAGUGGAUAAACGUCGGGUGUGAUGGUGAGGAACUCCGACCGUACGUGGAGCCAGAGCAGGACCUGGGCGACAACAAACGCAUAGAAGUGAUGAUCGGAAUGGGAUACACGAGGGAGGAGAUUAAAGAAGCCCUGAGCAGGCACAUGUACAACGAAGUCACUGGCACCUACCUUCUGUUGGGCAGGAACAAAAGCGAGAUGGACAGCACCGACUCACAUUCGGGCAGCAGCCUCUCGCUGGCCAAGGUGCGGCCGAGCAACGAACUAAACACCAGCACCGUGAGCCAGAGCUCGACGCACAGCAGGAGCCAACGCAGCUCAUCCACCUACCACCGGCAGCGCCGCCACAGUGACUUCAGUGGACCGGCCGCCCUCCCCUCUCACACCAAGCGGAGUCAGACGAGUGCGGCCGCAGCGGCGGCGGUGGUGGACGGUGAGCUGAAGGAGGAGCGCACUCCGUCCCGGAAAGGAGCGUCCAGCGGCCGGGCUGGUGUCCCUCCGUCCAGCCCCAUGGUCAGCAACGCCAGCAACCCCAACAAGGCCGAGAUCCCGGACCGCAGGAAGGUGACCGGCCCUGCCAACAACAAUAUCCCAGCCAGUGCCAUGAGCAGGAGGAACACAUACGUCUGCACUGACCGGACUCCCAAUGACAGGCAGUCCCUCCUUCAGAACGGGAAGGAGAACAGAUAUUCAAACAUGAACAGUCAAGGACGACCCAGGGUUCAAAUCCUUCCUCCAUAUCCCAGGGGAAUGACUGUUGGCACUGGUCGGCUCCGAUAUCUCAGGGGGACGGUCGGAUUGGUGGAUAUUCAGCUGCAGAGACCAAGACGCCUGACUGUAUUUGCCAACUAA
Messenger RNA from Chiloscyllium plagiosum (whitespotted bambooshark), 1881 nucleotides. The record is from RefSeq and is a predicted model, not a curated record. Lineage: Eukaryota; Metazoa; Chordata; Chondrichthyes; Orectolobiformes; Hemiscylliidae.